Nestor notabilis (Kea) is the source of this 345-nucleotide messenger RNA. It is a transcript of the gene GHRL, whose product is annotated as ghrelin/obestatin prepropeptide. The record is from RefSeq and is a predicted model, not a curated record. Gene Ontology annotation, molecular function: growth hormone-releasing hormone activity; ghrelin receptor binding. Lineage: Eukaryota; Metazoa; Chordata; Aves; Psittaciformes; Psittacidae. Gene Ontology annotation, biological process: regulation of response to food; gastric acid secretion; positive regulation of growth hormone secretion. Gene Ontology annotation, cellular component: extracellular region.
AUGUUUCUCAGAGGUACUCUCCUGGGAAUUAUUCUUUGCAGCAUCCACUGGACAGAAACUACUCUGCCUGGCUCUAUUUUUUUAAGCCCUGAACAUAAAAGAACACAGCAACAAAAGGAUCCAAAAAAACCCACAGCAUAACUUCAUAGUUGAGGCACAUAAGGCUUUUGGGAUACAGAUGAAGCAGGGGCAGAUGGCAACAGUAACAGUAUUGAAAUUGAGUUUAAUGUUCCCUUUGAAAACAGUGGCAAGAUAACAGAAGAAGAGUUAGAAUAUCACGAAUAUGGACAAGCGCUGGAGAAGAUGCUAGGGGACACAUUUGAAGAGAAUGCUUACAGGUACUGA